Molecule: messenger RNA, 1155 nt
Organism: Mus pahari (shrew mouse)
Lineage: Eukaryota; Metazoa; Chordata; Mammalia; Rodentia; Muridae
Gene: Trpt1
Product: tRNA phosphotransferase 1
Exons: 6
Coding region: 242-1114 (290 amino acids)
Biological process (GO): tRNA splicing, via endonucleolytic cleavage and ligation
Molecular function (GO): tRNA 2'-phosphotransferase activity
Source: RefSeq, a predicted model, not a curated record
CUUCCUGUCAACGCGCACGCCAGCCCCGUGCCCCGGGCAGCCGUGCUGCGAUCUGAUUUCAGGGCCCGGGGUCUGUUCCGGAUCCCUCGGGCCUCGAGGCUGCCAGUGUGACCUUGAGCAAAUCUCGCCCGCUGGGCCUUAAGUUCCCUUGCGUGAACUAGGGUGGGAUGAGCAGUAAGGUUCUUAUCCUGAGCUUUCCGGGCGGAGAACCCACCCUCCCUGCUCCCUACAGGUCUUGAUCAUGAACGCCCCUAGAGGAAGGAGGCAGGAAGGUAGAAGGACUCAUAGACCCCGGGAACAGGACCGAAAUGUGCAGCUGUCUAAGGCCCUGUCCUAUGCCCUUCGCCACGGAGCCUUGAAGCUGGGACUUCCCAUGCGAGCUGAUGGCUUCGUGCCCCUGCAAGCCCUCCUGCAGCUGCCCCAGUUCCACCGCUUCUCCAUUGAGGAUGUGCAGCUCGUGGUGGCUACCAACGAAAAGCAGCGGUUUACCCUGCAGCCAGGCGAGCCAAGCACUGGGCCCCUCAUCAGGGCCAAUCAGGGCCACUCCCUACAAGUCCCUGAGUUGGAACUGACGCCCCUGGAGACACCACAAGCCCUGCCCUUGACACUCGUCCAUGGUACAUUCUGGAAGCACUGGCCAUCUAUUUUACUGAAGGGCUUGUCACGCCAAGGAAGGACGCACAUCCACUUGGCCUCAGGAUUGCCUGGGGACCCUGGUGUCAUCAGCGGCAUUCGUCCAAAUUGUGAGGUGGCAGUGUUGAUCGAUGGACCCCUAGCCCUCACAGACGGAAUCCCUUUCUUCUGCUCUGCCAAUGGUGUGAUCCUGACUCCAGGGAAUGCCGAAGGCUUCCUGCUUCCCAAGUACUUCAAGGAGGCCCUGCAGCUGCGACCUACCCGUGAGAACCAAACCACCACCCACCCUGGCCUGAAGUCUGUGCCCUUCUGCCCUCAAGCUCUUUGGAAGCUCCCCACCUUAGGCAAAGGUUCCUUUCUCUUAGCAACUUUUGUCUCCACCUCAGGAAAACCUCUCUCCUUGGCUGGUGAGAAAGAGACAGAGACUCAGAGUGGCUCCAAGCUCAGCUCCAGAGGAGGAGGAAGAAAGAUCCAACAAUAAAAUAUUUAUUUAUUAAAAUAACUGAAACAGACGCAAAAAGA